GAUCCCGGUAAGCAGUGUAAAGGUAUAGAUGGAGGGAAGGGAUGGAAAAGGAUACUAUUAUUGGGAAGUCUGGCUGGUAUGAGCACCAUCGUGGUGAUCCGACAACUAGUGCCCAAAGUACUCUACUAUCGACGCCGAUAUAGUGACCAACCUGAAUACUAUAACAUGAUAACCGCGAAGUUUACUGCAUCGUAUGAAAUGCCAUAUCUUGUCGAAUGGCAGGAUAGUCAUUAUAAGCAAGUGGCUUAUGUAGUUCCUCCUGUAGCUGAUAGACCACCUUCGAGAGCAGUGUGGUUGUUAUUAGGAGGAAAUGCAAUGCUGGCCAAAGACUGGCUACCCUUCGUAUACGGCGUACGACGGAGUGAUUCAACUGGCGAACUCAAUAGGGCCACCUUCCUACUUGUGGACUACCCUGAGUACGGCGAGUCCAGGGGUCCGUCGCCCUGUCCUGACUCAAUGAAUGUUGUGGUCAAUGCUGCAGUGGAAGCGUUAGUCAGUCGAGCGCCGCAAGAACUCGAGUCAUUACACAUACUUGGGCACUCGCUGGGCGGAGCUGUAGCUCUGCGGUUUGCAAGAGAAGAGAUACAUAAGUCUCAGAGCUCUCUCCCAGUCAAGAGUGUGAUAACCUCAUCUACUUUCACUUCAAUAGCUGCCAUGAUACGCUCAAUUACCGGCAUACCACAAUUAGUGGGGAAACUUUUAGCGAGUCACGAAUGGUUGUCGACAGAGAAUAUGAUCUAUCUCAAAACAGCGGGGGUCAAAGUCGCCAUGGUCCAUGGACAACAAGACGAAAUAGUACCGUAUUCACAAGGUGAAGAGCUUUCGGAAGCAGCUAAUGUCACUCUAUUUACUCACCCCUCAGCCGAGCAUAAUGAUAUACUUAGCAUUUGGGUCCCCAAGUAUGCUCAGCUAAUGGCCAAUCUUAGUGGAGCUAAGUUGUGAGUUUCAUGA
This is a messenger RNA of Perkinsus marinus ATCC 50983, 951 nucleotides long. RefSeq lists its product as hypothetical. The transcript is spliced from 9 exons. The coding region runs from base 79 to 942 and encodes 287 amino acids. Lineage: Eukaryota; Perkinsozoa; Perkinsida; Perkinsidae. The record is from RefSeq and is a predicted model, not a curated record.